AGCUUUAAAAAAAAAAAAAAAAAAAAAAAAAAUGCAACAAACUGCGUGUGUAAGCAAAGCAGCGAGGCAGCAGAUUAAGCUAGCCUGCUAACGAGCGACGGGCAAGUUAGUUAGCCGGCGUUUGAUGUUACUUUUGGAGCGGCCGGUCACCUGUAAAACUUACCUGGGCUGAUGGAGUUGUCGCCUCUUGAACAUCGACAGCCAGCGCCCACGAGUCUUCGGACAUUUUCAAACAUUAAUUGUAUAUUUCUUUCGAGACAAAACGGCACUUUUCAUCAAAAGUUUGAUGUCAGCGUGACAGUGGAGUGACGCCGCGCCGCUGUCCCGAGCUGAACCAACCGCAACCCGCUGGACCGCACCACCGAUGCUGCCUUCAGACGCGUCGGGAAUAUCGCAAUUUCAAGACCCGAGCCUGCAGGGGCAGCCGCUCGCAGAGGUUCUGCCACCUGUGGCAGCACUCCCAUUCCCUCUACGCCACAGAGCGAGAACAAGAAAGGGGAGCUGAGAGAGGUCGGAGAGGAGGAGGAGGAGGAUAUCUUUCAUGAUAAGUGGACUUCUGACAGAGAGAGAUCCUCGCCGCAUAUCCAGUUGACUCAAAUGAGAGAAUCUUAAAACCAGCACCAUGCCUGGACUCAUCAACAAGGAGAAUCGGAGCGCCCUGCCCCUCAGUGUCUCUGAUAUCACCUCCUGUGUCAGGGGUUAUACUCUGGCUCUGACAGCUUCUAUGACCUAUGAAAAUAUUGAGGAUCAUGCAAUCGAGGGGAUCUUCAUUUAUCCACUGGAGGAAAAUUCCAUUGUUGUAGGGUUCGAGGCGAUGAUAUCCAGUCAAAUUAUAACACUGCAAAUCAAAGACAAGGCAAAAAUUGAGGACUGUUAUCUCGACUGCUGCAACACUGGAGCCCUCCAAAAUGGCAGUGGACACAUAGUGUUGGAUGAGGAUUUGGAGAGGACAGUGUUAGUGGUCAACCUUGGGAUCAUCCCUCCUAUGGAGACGGUCCAUAUUCUGGUCAGUACCUCCUCCGAGCUCUCCACCCUGCCUAGCGGUGGCAUCAGGGUGUCAUCACCUCCGGCGUGUACUCCUCGAGUACAGAGGACCAUCAAUGAGGAGCAGGGACUGUCCCCAAACUUCACCAGAUCGCGGGACAGGCACACCUGUGCCUCAAGUCCUCACGAUCAAACUCCCAACUCCCCUCAGCUGUGUUUGGCUUUGCUGCUGGAAGAGGAGGCGAUCAACUCCAUGGACUACAAGUUUAACUUCCAGCUGGAGAUACGCGCUCCUUAUCUUCUCGCAGGUGUAGAGAGCCCUUCUCAUGCCAUCAGAGCUGAUGCAGACCCUCUGGCCCGCUCUGCCACCAGUGUCGUCAUCACUCUGGCGGACAAAUACACUUACGACUGCCCUGUCAAAAUCCUCAUUUACCCCAGCGAGCCUCAUGUGCCACAUGUGCUCAUUGAGAAUGGAGACAUGACACAGGAGGAGUAUGAUGAGUAUCUUCACGGUCGGAGUGAUUUCAUGAAGGCCACCAAGAAGGACUCCAGCAAUGAGAGGAAAGUAGAUAUCAUUCACAGGCGACUCCAUAAGGACAUCCUCCACAACCCCGUGGUCAUGUUGAACUUCUGUCCUGACCUCAAGUCCAUCAGCUCGGACCUGCGGAAGGUGCACGGCGAGUUCAUCUUCCUCAUUGAUCGCAGCGGCAGCAUGAGUGGGGUUAACAUCAACCGUGUGAAGGAUGCCAUGGUGGUGAUUCUCAAGAGCCUUGUGCCUGGCUGCAUUUUCAACAUCAUAGGCUUCGGCUCCACAUUCAAAUCCCUGUUCACAACCAGCCAGAACUACGAGGAGUUUCUCCUCCUCACCAUGACGAUCCAGGAGGCCCUGGCCCUGGCUUGUGAGUAUGUCAGGAAGAUCAGAGCCGACAUGGGGGGGACCAACGUCUUGGCGCCGCUCAACUGGAUCCUGCGGCAGCCGAUGUCCAGUGGACACCCCCGCCUGCUCUUCCUGCUCACCGACGGGGCCGUCAGCAACACAGGCAAAGUUAUCGAGCUGGUCCGCAGACAUGCACGCUACGUCAGAUGUUUUACGUUCGGCAUAGGACAGAAUGCUUGCAGGAGGCUGGUGCAGGGACUGGCGACAGUUUCUAAAGGAACAGCAGAGUUCCUGGCCGAGGGAGAGAGGCUGCAACCCAAGAUGAUAAAGUCCCUGAAGAAAACCAUGUCUCCAGUGCUCAGUGAUAUUUCCAUCGAAUGGCUCUUCCCCGAGACCAAGGAAGUGCUGCUGUCCCCUGUGGGCAACACCUUCCUGUUUCCAGGGGACAGCCUGACCUGCUACAGUGUGGUUUGCGACACCACCCGCUACCACACCAACCCCAAAUCUGAUAAGAGGAGGCGAUACAGCAUGAUGCACUCCAUUGAGUCGGCCAGCUCCGUGUUUUACCACUCUCAAGAGGAGGACCCGGUGAAGACAAGUGGCGACAGUCAGGGCCCCUACAGGGAGGCCCCCUCCGGCGCUCUGUAUGACUCCUGCCAGGACUCCAUGAUACAGGACGGCGGCCCUGUCACCACAGAAAAAGACAGCAUGGGGCUGGAUAAGACCUCUCCGAGAAGGCGGGCGUACAGCACCAACCAGAUAAUCGACUACAACCCGGCGAAGAAGGCCUACACUCCCAGUGACCCCAGCUCUGUGGUGACCAAGAAUCCGCUGAGGAGAGCCAAGGUCCAGGAGCUGAUAGGCCAGACCAGCCCCGAGCAUGAGGCGCAGUGGAAGAACGACUACCAGCCACAGCUGGCAAGCCUGUGCGCCACAUCUUCCAGAGGGCGCCCCGCCAGCUGUCACAGGCCGCUCCCUCAGCAGGAGCCGCUUCUGCAGCAAGAGGCCGACUCAGAGCCUCAUUUCCAUCCCCAGCCUCAGGACAACCCUCUGCCAGGCGGCGGCGGCGGCAGCAGCAGCAGCAGCGGCGGCGGCGGCGGCGUGCUGCCAGCAGCUCGCAGCACCGCCGGGGAAGAUGGAUCCAGAUCCUCCACUGACAGCCCAUCUGUUGGCAGCGUCGGAGAAACAGAUGGUUAUGGACACCAGUUAUGUCAAGCAGAAACCCCGCAGGAGACCCAGAUCUCAGAUCUGGGUGCUGCCAACCGGCUCAAAGGUGACUGCAAGGCUGUGGUGUCCGGACUGCUUUGUGGGAAACUGAUGAAGUGGGAGGUGGUCUUCGAUAUCGAGCCGUUCCUAAACGGACGGGAGCGUGAGGAAAAGGUUCACGAGGAGCUUUGGAACGAGACCUUCCACCACAUGGCUGGACGCUCCAUCAUACACGACUUUGAGCAUAUGGCAGAUAAAGAGUGUGAGAUUGAGCACGGCUCGGGGAGGAAGUACCAGCUCUAUGCGAUUCAAACCAGCAAAGCCUGCAAUAUACUGAGCAAGUACACUGCGUUUGUUCCCAUCGACCUGGACACUAAUGAGUAUUUGCAGACAUAUAUUGAAUACAUAAACCCCGGUGAAGGUCAGAAGAGGGGCUCACACUCUAGCUCUCGUUCAGGGAGCAGGAAGAACAGAGGUUACUCCAUCGGACUGGGUCGCUCUCAGUCUGGCGGCGUGUCGGAGGAGGCUGAAGACGUUCUGCUGCCCAACAGUGGAGAGGAUGGUGUCUCUCCGUGCAGCACUCCCUCCUCCUCUGGUUGGGAGCGAUGUAGCUUCACGGAGGUCUCCCAAAGGAGUCCGUCUGUGACCUCUGACCAAUCACAGAAAUCGGUGGAGAGCCUUUUUUCUGCCAGGCUGGCCCUCAGCAGGACUCGUCUGCUGACUCGAGCUGCCAAAGGAUUCAUGUGCCGAUCUCACAGCAAGUCCGGUGAUUCGAUUGGAGAAAGCGACAACGAGAACAAAGACUACAUUCCUCUGCUGUUGCUGCAGUUGGCUAGUGGCGCAUUUCCCCUGGACACAGCCCUGUGUGAAGCCAUUAACGUGCCCAUGGACAAGCUGAAGUGGACGUCCCCCUUCGCCAGCCACCGCUCCAGCCUGGGCCACUUGUCCCACUCCAGCAGCCGCCGCGCUGAGAGUGCCGACGACGGGCACAGAUCACCAUGUGAGCAGGAAACAUAUCAGCAGCCCGCAGAGCAAAUUGUAGGCACCCACAGCCCCUCUCAUCUGUCCAGGAACGCCUGGACGGAUGCCGCUCCUUCCGCAGUAGGAAGUCCUUCCUCCGCUAGUGAGCCCCCACUCUCCCCACACUCCCAGGUGGACAGUGGUCGGAGCUCUGGGUCGGGGGGCUUUGAAACGGCAUCGCCCGGCGGUGUGCUUAAGAGGAUGCCGAAUCCAGAGAGCAUGGUGUGGGCUACGGCUGUGGCCCUAGCCUGGCUGGAGCACAGCUCCGCCAGCUAUUUCAUAGAGUGGGAACUGGUAGCUGCCAAGGCCAGCAUGUGGCUGAGCGCGCAGGACAUCCCAGAAGGCCGAGAUUUAGCCUCCAUCAAAGCUGCUGCCAACCAGCUCUUCAUCAUCCUCAGACACUGGGAUGAAAACCUGCAACUGAACAUGCUCUGUUACAACCCUAACACUGUCUGAGGCCUGCUAGUCCAAGACUAAUACAGACCACUCAGAGUACUUAAUCCCAUAUGAUACUAUGCUAACUGAGGCUGUACUAUUCUCCAUUCAGCAGUAUAUCCUCUGGAGUCUGAUUUUGCUGUUGCAGUUGUGAACAAUGUGUACCCUCCUCUGUUCGUGUGCUGUUCCUCCAAACAUAUCAAAUGCUCUUCAGAGGCACCGCGUGCAAGCUGUUACCUCGCUGGUGCCAUAUACUGUAGCCAGAUCCCUGUUAGCAAGGGAUCUAAUCUGAUUUAUGCCACAGAUUUGAGUUUCAUGGAGGGGAAUGUAAGUGUUAAAUUAGUAGCAUGCUGGACCACUGACCAUCAAUAUCUGAGAAAAGCUCUUAUUAUCAUCAUAUUGAUGUUACGGGGAGAAUGCUGCAAAACUAUGGUUGGGAGAAACUGUUCCACUCAUUUACGCCUGCUGUUUUUACAUCUUAGCAGCAUUUUCUGAAUUGACUGUACUGUGGAAGAAAUAUUACAUGAAGUCAUCUGGAUACGUGCUAGCAGUACUGCCAGUCUUUUCUAAUGCUUGUUACCAUUACAGUGUUAUUAAUAUUUGCCAUUUUCCAGUUUGAUUACAGCAGAGACAGAAAAAUAUGCAAAAAAGCUAAAGAAAAUAUAAAAAUACAUGUUAAGAUUUGGUUUUUAAAAAUAUGUGGCUUUGGUGGGAAUCUAUGAAUGUGUAUCCCACUGGCAUGUUAGUUAUUGUUUAUUAUUUAAUGAUACAGAUUAUGUUUUUUCACCUAUCACUAACCCUAACCCCAACCCUAAGAUUAGAGGUUUUGAUCAUGCAUUAGUUUUUAAUUUGAGAGAAAGUAACACAGACCUGGAGGCAGUUGCACCAUCUGUUUGCAAGUUCAAAAUUAGCCCAGUUCUAAGCCUUGUGUUUACUAUGUCGGUGGAUAUUUACGCCUCACUAGUUCCUACAUAGAGUUCUUAUAUACAUAGAGAUUACUUUUUGCUAAGUGUUUACAACCUGUAACUGCCAGGCAUAACUGUUGUGUAGCUAAAAGAACCAACUAACAAAGCUAACGUCAGCUGGCUAAAAUAAUACCUCGUUCAGAUUGAAGAAGAGACAAAGCAAUAUGGUCAACACUUGACCAAAAUGCUGUUCAACAAAGUAAACUUGGUUUUUAAUUUAAGUUUCACAAAAAAAUAACACAAUAUAUUUAAAAUUGCUCAUUUUAUGCUGCUAGCAUGAGACUAAACGUACAAAAUAAAGUUAGUUUAGAGCAUGGCUGUUCAAAGUCUGACACUAUGGGCCCACCCGUGAGCCGAGUGCUCCUCCCCAUUCUUUUUCCUAUAUUUGUUAACAUUAUAGCAGUUUGGCACCAUUAAAAAUAUGCCAAAUCAGCUACAAGCAGUUCCUGAUUCUCAGGCAAGUCGUGCCAUUAUAGAGUAUCCUUUUUCUGUGUUAUCUAAGUGGAUUUACGGAUGUUUAUUUGUGAUGCACGUCAAAAAUAAUGAUCCUUGGACAGUGUAAGUCACACUAAAACUAAAAACAUUAUGACCUAUAAAUUAUGACUCAUAGAAGGAGUACAAAUCUUGACACUAAAUUGCAGUAAUCAGGCAUCAAGGGUUUCCAAGCGCCUGAACGUCCUCCCUUGGCUGUGUGUCACAACUAUGGCUGCAGCUCCAACUGCAGACUAUGUUGAAAAGCGGCCCACCCUACGAUAACUAACUUCCAGUUGUUUCUAGAACACCGGCUUGCACCUCUCCCUUUCACCUCACUUUCAUUUUGAAAACUUCUGGGUUAGCAUAAUCAGACAUUUCCCAGGCACUCUAAAUUGAAUGUAAUUGUACUAUUAAGUAUGAAACAUACAUAUUUUCUCCAAGAAUGCAUACAUACAUACAACAAAUAUAUGUGUUUACAAAAGAUUGGCAGUUUAAUUUAUCUCUUGACCCAUUAAUCUUAUUUUUAGAAGUUAUGUUCGUAAGUUACGUAGCUCGUGAUGCUAUGGUGCCUUCCCUUUUACAUAUCUGAUUGCUCUUGACUGGAUGGCAUUAAAGAUGCUUCCUAGCAAUCAAUUUACACAGUACCAAAGUCUUUACUAGCUAUGACAUUUCCCAAGUUUCCUCAAAAUGGUGCAACCCAAUUUAAUAAAUCACCAGUCUGAAACUAGCUAGUGGUUAAUUAGAACUUAGGAAGGAUGUUACAGACAAACUUAGUAAUGGAUUUACAAACAGCUGGUGCAACCUCAUUCUAAUAUGGGCAGCGAUCAACAGUCCUGCUCCGGGAAUCAGAGAGGAAAGGCCCCUGCUAGUUUGGUCAUUGUCACAGCUCAUUUACCGCAAGUGCCUAACCAAGGUUUGAAGUCGGCAGAAAACGUAGAUCUGUUCGCUGCAGUUUAAUCAGUGUGGAUAAUGCUUUUUUUUCUUUUUUCUUAAAUAUACAUUGGGUACCCUUUUUUCGUUCUCGAUCUUACCUUGAUUCUGUUGGUGGCCUAUGUAGGCAUCUUUCAGUAUAGAUUUUUCUCUUUCUUAUUCCAUCACACUGUUGCUUUACUCAGGUAUUUAUUCCUUUUUUUUUCACUCAGGCUGAGUUGCAUAAGUUCUUCUGCAUGGACACAGGUGUUUAUGUUAUGAUGUUAAAGACUGAAUUACCAUAUUGGAGCCAGUAGUGCAGUAUUUCGCUCUCUGAAAUGAAAUGAGAAAUUCAGUAGAUGUCAUAUAGUAAUAUUUUUGUGCUGUAAUUGCAGUAGUAAGUGCAGCUGUAAUUGUAUUAAGUUGUAUUUUUUUACGUACUUGGUCAGUUGUAUAGUGCAGUAUCUUACAACUUGCUGUGUGUGCCUUUAUAAAUGAUUGUUGACUGUUUGAGGCCGUUGAAAGCUUCCGUAGUGUCUUGAAAAUUGUCAAUGCUAUGACCAGCUCUGCAGG
Messenger RNA from Xiphias gladius (swordfish), 7443 nucleotides. RefSeq names its product von Willebrand factor A domain containing 5B1 (gene vwa5b1). Bases 623 to 4543 code for a protein of 1306 amino acids. The transcript has 23 exons. The record is from RefSeq and is a predicted model, not a curated record. NCBI's taxonomy places the organism in Eukaryota, Metazoa, Chordata, Actinopteri, Istiophoriformes, Xiphiidae.